UUCUAUUGAGCGUCGCCCCUUGGUGAUUUUAAGCUCUUUGACCACACUGUACUUUCGGAAAAUCUUCACCCUGGCCGGAGUUUUCAGUAAGUAUCGGUUUCAGUCAUCCAAUACUCCAUUUUCGUGUGGUCAAACAUCGAAACCGUGUAGAAAAACGUGCGGUUUUGAAAUUACUUGUGUUCGUUUGGACAGUAACGUUACUAAAGGUUGACGGUUCUGAAAUUAGACCCGCAUUUUGUCUUUUAACGAUGCCGUAAAGCCAAAUUGGGACCCUUUUCAGUCGUGUGUUUUCGCAGUUCACUGGUUUAAUGCACACUAACAUGUGGCCCUCGAGUGUUUUAACAAUAACAGUAUAUAAUUCAGCCCAGGACCAGCACUCUGCAGGCCAUAGGCGUGCUCAAACAUGCCUAAAUAUACAACAUAUGAUAUCCAUUGGCAGUGGGCGGGAUUCAUUCCUGCGUGCUGUGUGAAAUGAAACAUAAAACCUGAAAGAUUUACAAGAUUUACACACUCAUCAAACCAGCCGAGCGCAGGUAGAGCGGCACAGGUAUGUGUGUGACAUGGAGGAGGCUGUGCAAGGUUGUGUUGGGCUGGUGUAUGAUCUGCUGAUGGUCGUCUGUGUUGGGUUUCUGCUUCUGCGGGUCGCUCAAGGACGGUCAGUGAGGUGGUUUGUGCUUCUGCUGGUUUCUGGAGGGAUUUUAAACUGUUUGGUGCAUUCAAGUGCACUAAAAAUAGGACUCAUGAGUGUGCUUUGUAGUGUGGUCCACUAUGUAGAGCGAGAUGUCAUGAUGACUGCUGCAAACAAGGCUGUACUCAUCACAGGUUGUGACUCUGGGUUUGGUCAUGAACUGGCUCAGGUUUUGGACCGUGCGGGGAUGCGUGUGUUUGCAGGAGUUCUGGAUGAACUCAGUCCUGGAGCUCUGAAACUGAAGGAGUCUGCAUCUGUAAACCUCACCGUCCUGCAGUUAGACAUCACCAACAACACACAGAUCACACAAACGCAUCAGUUCAUCAAGAGCCAAACUGGCAAAACAGGACUCUGGGCUCUGGUGAACAAUGCGGGAGUGCUGGGAUACGUGUGCGAUGGGGAAAUUCUGCCAAUGAAAAUGUAUAAAUCGUGCUUGGAUGUGAAUUUCCUCGGCAGUGUCAUGAUGACACACACAUUUCUGCCUCUGAUACGACACUCCAGAGGAAGAGUCAUCAACAUCACCAGUAUGGCAGGAGAGGUUCCUCUUGUGGGGUUUGCAGGUUAUGGCGCAUCAAAAGCAGCGUUGAAUAUUUACAGCGGAGCGAUCAGACAAGAGCUGUCCCGCUGGGGUGUCAGAGUCAUCAUCGUUCAGCCCGGAGCUUUCAGAACCAAUAUCCUGGGCAGCAGUGAGCAGUGGGAGCGCGCUCAGGAGCAGAUCCUCAGUGGUUUAUCAGAGGAGGUGAAGGACUCGUAUGGUGAAGAAUACAUUCACUCCAUGCAGAAGCGGCUGCUGGAUAUGUCUUCAGCAUCAAGUGAAGACAAGGGGCCGUUUCUGCAGUCUUUAAAGCACGCGAUACUGUCCUCCAACCCGAAACACUUCUACUACCCCGGGGCUGGAGCGUGGGUGUUGUCUUUACUGUACAGAUACUGUCCGACGGCACUGUCCGAUAAAAUCUUCUCCGGGAUGUUUAUGAGCGGCGUCCAGCCUGCAGAACUCGCCACAGCGAUUCCACAUUAAACGGGCGGCUUUUAGGCGUUUCGCACAUUCGUGUACAUGAUGGGGAUCUUUUAGGAGGGGUUGGAAAUGCAAACGUAUGAAAUGCUGUUUAUUCGCUGAUGGCGUCUGUGAAAUCGCAGACAAUCGGCUGAAAUCUGAGGCACAUUAGAGCUUAUAAUGAUCACAGUGUGAAUUAUCAGAGGCACAAUCUGAGAUUCCUGCUGCAUUAUAUUCAUUCUUUUUUUAUAUAUAAUUAUUUUUUAGGGGUUUUUCACCUUUAUUUUUGAUAGGAC
Messenger RNA from Danio rerio (zebrafish), 1978 nucleotides. The record is from RefSeq and is a predicted model, not a curated record. NCBI's taxonomy places the organism in Eukaryota, Metazoa, Chordata, Actinopteri, Cypriniformes, Danionidae.